AUGGCCACGCCGGGCUCCGCUGCCGCCGGGGGGGCCGCCCAGGAGCAGGCCCCGCCGCCGCCCACCACACCCUCCUCCCAGCCGCCGGCCCCGCAAGGUCCUGAGCAAGCCGGCCAGCCGCCGCCGCCGCCCCCCCAGCAGCAGCAGCAGCCAACGCCCGCCGAGCAGAAGUUCCAGCCGCCCCCCGCGCAGCAACAGCCCCCCGCGGGCCAGCACCCGGCGGCGCCCUCUGCCCCCCGCCCCGACCAGCAGGACGCCUCCUUCCUGCCCCUCGUCCACGACAUCAUCAAAUGCAUGGAUAAAGACAGCCAGGACGUCCACCAGGUGUUGAACGACCUGCGCACCAAAUUCGUGGAGAUGCGCAAGCUGAUAAAGAGCAUGCAGGGCAUCGGCGUGAGCCCCGAACGUCAGCAGGAACAGCUGCAGAGCCUCCGGGAGCAAGUCCGGACGAAGAGUGAAUUGCUCCAGAAGUACAAGAGCUUGUGCAUGUUCGAGAUCCCCAAGGAGUAGGAAGGCAGGAACUCAGCGCUAGGCCGAGCGGGGGGGCGGGGAGGGGGCCGUUGUGCAAGCGGGACAUGGCUUGUCCAAUUCAUAGGUGUGCUUAUUGUGUGCCUAAACCCUCUGUUCCUGGUUUGUGUUUGUUCCUGGAGUCGUGUAUAACUGGGUUGUGCCAUGGCAAGGAGAGAGGGAGGGGUGGGUCGGAAUGUUCCUCACAGCUAGAAAGCUAGCCUCUCAGAGAAAAUGAUUUAUCUUGCGGGGAGGGUUCCCCCCCCCCCCACAGUAUGAGGGUUUUAUUUCAAUGGAAGAGCGUGCCAUGACUGUCGUCAUUUUGCUGUAUGUGAUAAUUGGCCACGUGGAGCUUUAAAAGGGGGAAAACACGCAGACACAGGUCUAGAAGAUACAUCUUUGUCGGGGACUUUGAUAUCAGUACAGAGAAGGCAAGGAUUGUGUUUGUUGGAAAAGGGCAAAAUUUAGAAUGGCCUUAGGUCCCAAGUCCUAGUGAGGACAGGAGAAACGGAGAAAGGAAGGCCUUUCUUUUUAAGACAUUUCGAGGUUUUGGUGGUGGUUGAGUUUUUUUUUUUAAAUAAACUCUUGUUUCUGGGAUAGUUUAAAUAAAAAAAAAAAAUUAAAUGCA
This is a messenger RNA of Heteronotia binoei (common prickly gecko), 1135 nucleotides long. It is a transcript of the gene MED9, whose product is annotated as mediator complex subunit 9. The coding region runs from base 1 to 510 and encodes 169 amino acids. Gene Ontology annotation, biological process: regulation of transcription by RNA polymerase II. NCBI's taxonomy places the organism in Eukaryota, Metazoa, Chordata, Lepidosauria, Squamata, Gekkonidae. The record is from RefSeq and is a predicted model, not a curated record. Gene Ontology annotation, molecular function: transcription coregulator activity. Gene Ontology annotation, cellular component: mediator complex. The transcript has 3 exons.